Messenger RNA from Malus domestica (apple), 1393 nucleotides. Its product is annotated as RHOMBOID-like protein 5. Gene Ontology annotation, molecular function: serine-type endopeptidase activity. Gene Ontology annotation, biological process: proteolysis. The record is from RefSeq and is a predicted model, not a curated record. Lineage: Eukaryota; Viridiplantae; Streptophyta; Magnoliopsida; Rosales; Rosaceae. Gene Ontology annotation, cellular component: membrane.
UCCCUCAACCCCCACAACCGUGGUGCACAUUUGCAUCUGACACCCAAGCCAACACUGCCGGUGCAGUGUGUACCUUUUCCGCCCCGGCACGGUAGCACACAUAUACAGAAUUUCAUAGCACAUCUUUGAAAACAAAAAAAGAAACAAAAAUGUAUCCACCUCCGCCGCCAUACUAUGGCGCUCCACCUCCAGCAGCCUUCUACGCGCCACCACCAAUGAUGGCACCACCAAGGCGGUACUCUCCAUGGCUGGUGCCGCUUAUAUUCUUGGUGAAUCUCGGGAUUUUCAUAUGGAUAAUGUAUGAGAACAACUGCCCCUCUAGAAUGUCAAAAGAUCAGUGUAUGGGAGGGCAUUUUUUGGAUAGAUUCUCAUUCCAACCUUGGCGCGAUAACCGCAUGAUUGGUCCUACCCCUGAAACUCUCCAAAGACUAGGAGGCCUUGAUAAUAAACUAGUGCUGAAUGGUGAAGCAUGGCGCCUGUUCUCCGCAAUGUGGCUACAUGCUGGGCUGAUUCAUCUGUUCGUCAACAUGCUCAGUCUUGAUUUCGUAGGGCUCCGGCUUGAGCAGGAUUUUGGAUUUCACAGAUUCGGAUUCGUGUAUGUGCUAGCUGGGUUAGGGGGAAGUUUAGGGUCUUGCCUUAAUAUUAUCAAACAACAAAGGACAAGCAAGACUAUAUCAGUUGGCGCAUCUGGGGCAAUUUUUGGAUUGUUGGGAGCCUCACUUUCUGAGCUGAUCACAAACUGGACAGUCUAUGACGAUAAGUGCUCGACAAUCAUGAUACUCAUCCUCAAUGCUGCCCUGAACUUGCUCAUUGGAUUUCUACUUCAUAUGGACAAUUCAGCUCAUGUAGGAGGACUCGUCGCUGGAUUUUUUCUUGGUUUUGUGUUUUUUGUUAAGCCUCAGUUGGGAUAUGUAAGCAGCAAAUACAUGCCAACACACACUCAAGUCAAGCGUACAGCAAGGCACAACUUCUGUCAAUAUUUUCUGGGGGUCGUUGGUUUGGUCGUGUCCAUUAUUCUAUUUGCAACUGCCUUCGGUAAGCUAUUUAACAUAAAGGAGAUUAAACAGCAUCUGCCUGAUAGUGUAAACAAAUAUUGAGCCUGUGUAAGCUUUGCGUAAUUAAUGGACAAACAAUACUUUCAUGACGGUUCAACCGCAUGUUCUUCAAGAAAUGAAAGUAUAAAACCAUAAACUGUACUUGCGUACAUACGCAAAACGUAUGUAUUAAACACAUGCAUACGUAUCAUUGAUGUGUAUAUAUACCUGCCAAUGUUCAGAUGUAAGUGUGUAUGACGGAGAUGAUUGUCGGGAUUUAAGAGUGAUGAGUAUUUUGUGUACUGUGAUCAGAUAAGUAUUUCAGGUUUAUUAGUAAUCGAAACAAUUUUUUGUCCUUA